AUGGGUGCCUGCGCCGCCCGUCGUGCUACCUUCACCGUUGACGUGACAGCCUCCUGUACCUCGGAUGGCUCUGCUGUGAACUCGGGAAGCUGCACCAUCUACAAGCGAUACAUCGUUAUGAGCCAGGGCGCGUUGGCCAUGUUUUCUGCUAUUGCAGGAUUAUCUGCCCUGCAGUUCAUCCUCUUCUUGGUGACCUUCAUCUGGACUCUUGUUCAGUUCUUGCGCUGGAGAAAAGCCAACGCACCUGCCGCUGCUGCAAGCGCCAGUCAGGGAGAGAUUCAGAUGGAGUCCAAGCAGCCGUUCCUCACGCAGCAGACUGCGUACCAGCAGUCGCAGAACGGCCAGGUUCCCCAGCAGCAGCAGCAACAGCAGCAAUUCUACCCGCCUCAGUCCUACACGCCUCAGCCGCAGGCUCCUCCUCAACAGUACCAGCAUCAACCACCUCAGCAGUACCAGGAGAUGCCGAGCCAGCAACCCCAGCAACAACAGUAUCAGCAGGCUCCUCCGGCCCAGAACUACACACAGCCGCCGCACGACUAUCAGCAACAUCCGCAGCAGUACCCUCCUCAGUCAUAUACCCCUUCGCCUGUUAACGGCACAGUUUCGCCGACGCAUUCCCCACCCCCUCAAGGGCAGACUUACACCUAUCCCCCGCAGGAGCUUCGGUAG
Colletotrichum tamarilloi is the source of this 669-nucleotide messenger RNA. RefSeq lists its product as uncharacterized. Bases 1 to 669 code for a protein of 222 amino acids. The record is from RefSeq and is a predicted model, not a curated record. The transcript has a single exon. NCBI's taxonomy places the organism in Eukaryota, Fungi, Ascomycota, Sordariomycetes, Glomerellales, Glomerellaceae.